CUGCGCCUGCGGGGCGCACGCGCCGACGCACCCGGAGCACGGCGGGCGGCUGCAGUCGGUGUGGGCGCGGCUGUGCGAGACGGGGCUGGCCGCGCGCACGGAGCGCACCCGGCCCAGGAAGGCCACGCUGGAGGAGCUGCAGUCGGUGCACGCGGAGGCGCACGUGCUGCUGUUCGGCGGGCGCGGCGGGCGGGGCGCGGAGGGCGCGGGCGCGGGCGUGCGCCAGCUGGUGCGGCUGGCGUGCGGCGGGCUGGGCGUGGACUCGGACACGGCCUGGUCGGACGCGCACACGGCGCCCGCCGCGCGGCUGGCCGCCGGCGCCGUGCUGGACCUGGCCGUGCGCACGGCGCGCGGCGAGCUCCGCAACGGCUUCGCGGUGGUGCGGCCGCCGGGCCACCACGCGGAGCCCAACCAGGCGAUGGGCUUCUGCUUCUUCAACAACGUGGCGAUCGCCGCGCGCGUCCUGCACACGCGCUUGCGCCUGCAGAGGAUACUCAUUGUAGAUUGGGAUGUCCACCACGGCAACGGCACGCAACAGAUCUUUUACGAGGACCCUCACGUGCUGUACAUCAGCAUCCACCGCCACGACGACGGAAACUUCUUCCCGGGCACGGGCGCCGUCACCGAGUGCGGCGCCGGCGCGGGCCUCGGUUUCAACGUCAACAUCCCCUGGUCUUCCGGAACGAAUCCGCCGCUCGGCGACGCCGAAUACCUCGCUGCUUUCCGAUCUAUUAUUAUGCCUAUAGCUAAAGAGUACGACCCGGAGAUCGUGCUGGUGUCGUGCGGCUUCGACGCGGCGGCGGGACACCCCGCGCCGCUCGGCGGCUACAACGUGUCGGCCGCCUGCUUCGCGCACAUGACGCGCGACCUCAUGCAGCUCGCCAACGGAAAGGUGGUGCUGUCGCUGGAGGGCGGCUACGACCUGCCGGCGAUGUGCGACUGCGCGCAGGAGUGCGUGCGCGCGCUGCUCGGCGAGCGGCCCGCCGCGCCCGCGCCGCACGAGCUGGCGCGGCAGCCGGCGCUGCCCGCGCAGGACGUGCUGCGGACCACCAUGGCCAUCCAGGCGCACCACUGGCCCUCGAUAAAGCGCUACUCGGAACUGAUCGGCAUGUCGGCGCUGGAGGCGGGCCCGGCGGUGGCGGCGGCGCGCCUGGGCCGGCUGCAGACAGAGCGCGACGCCGCCGACACCGCCGCCGCCAUGGCCACGCUCUCCAUGCACCACGCCGCGUCCACCUCCACGCUGCCCAUGCAGUCGCCGGACAGCUCCCGGUCCGUGUCGGAGGAGCCCAUGGAGCAGGACGAGGGCAAGUGAGCGCCGCGGGAGCGUCGCCGGACCCUCCCGCCUCGAGAGCCUUCGGGCCCAGUGCAAUAGAGGCGCAGCCGCCUCGCCAUUUAACUUCAACAUUCCCCCGCGCGCCGGGCACCGUGUAGCUAGUUAGUUGUACGUUCAUAUUCGAAUGCGCGAGUGCCAUUUCUGCUAGGAUACUCGAAUCUCGCGGCCGCGGCGGCGGCGUCGUCGACGCUCGCCCGUCGCUCCCCGUGGGGCUUAUUUAUUUAUAGAGAGUUAUAGUGUGAUGAUAUUUUGUGGUUGACAACUUUUAAAGAAUUUAUGUAUAUUUAUGAGGUAUAUAUGAUGUUAUUAUAUAUCGGUAGUUAUUGUAUCGACGUUAGACGUGAACUAAUGGCAUCGCGGUGAAGUGACCUUGUCGAGCUUUACGUUCGCCGUUUGCCCUCUCUUCUUGCCCCGACGGCUUUGAUCGGCACAUUCCUAGGCACCCGUCCGGUGCGGCGCCCUGCUGCAGGGCCAGCGGAGGCGCUAGUGCGGCGUUGCGGCGAGGGCGGCCGCUCGCUAGCGAGAGUGUAACGAAUCGUCUCCUGCCAAAUACUUAUUUUCUGUGGAUCGCGGUGUGUUAUAUGUAUAUUACAUUAAUCGUUCGAUGUAAUGAUUCAUAAUGAAUUAGUAACGGUUUAGAGAGUACUGUGUGUCGGUGGUAAAAUUAAGACAAAUCUUAAUUUGAAAGCUUUAAAAGUUAGUAAAAUAAUGUGUACAAAUAUAUUAAAAUUAUUAUUAUAUUUGAAUGGAAAGCUUUUAAGUGUAUGUACGAACUUUUAGGCUAUGGUACCUCUAGUGGUCGUGCGUGUGACCGCCCCGGUGGUUCGCCGCAGAGCGCGCGUGCGUCUAAUGACCAUUUCCCCUAGUCCAAAUUGUGCCCUGUGUACGCAGAGACCUGCGUUUUUCUCUUAUACCAAAGAUUGUGAACUCCUUGAAACAAAGUGGAACAUUAUACUCGUAGGUAAUGAUAUUAUGCGAUAAGUGAACUUUUGUCUGGCAGUUUAACAACGCAAAGGUUUAUAUCGAAAUGAUACAUUCUCACUUUGUCAGAGGUCCUGUGCCGUUCUCAAUCGUGUAUUUUGGUGAGGCCUAAGUAUUUUAAAUUUCUAUUUAAAAAUAUUAAUGUUGGUGCUCUAGAGCGCAAAAUUGAACAAAAAGUUUUAAAUGUUUGUCUAUUUUUUUAAUGAAGUUGCUUUGAUGAGAAGUUGAACGAUAUUAAUCGAUUUUAUGGAAGAUGUUUCCAUUUCUAAAAAUUAAAAUGUUCAUAACUGUCGACCGCUCUGUGGCUAUUUACGAAUUUACUGUGUAUUUUAAAAUAAAACAUUGUGCAAUGAAAUCCUUUGAAAAAGUCACUGAGUUAAGUCUAGAAAAAAUAUGUACCUAGUUGUUCAUGUCCCAUAUAUGGGCGAUAUCUUUACUGUAGUCGCCGCAGUGGCGCCAUCCGUCUG
Messenger RNA from Hyposmocoma kahamanoa, 2781 nucleotides. RefSeq names its product histone deacetylase 4-like. The record is from RefSeq and is a predicted model, not a curated record. Gene Ontology annotation, biological process: chromatin organization. Gene Ontology annotation, molecular function: histone deacetylase activity. The annotation marks the transcript as partial. NCBI's taxonomy places the organism in Eukaryota, Metazoa, Arthropoda, Insecta, Lepidoptera, Cosmopterigidae. Gene Ontology annotation, cellular component: histone deacetylase complex. The transcript has 8 exons.